AUGACUGAAACAGCAAAUCAGUUACUAAGUCGCGUCGUCCCAGUUUGCACUUGGCAGGCACCAGGUUCAACUGCUACAACUGAACCAGCUUAUCCCCACUUUCUACAUGUCGUGAGAGAAUGGCGUUACUUCAACCGAAGUGUCAACAAUUCGAUCUGUCAUACUCCGGGAGGACAAUUCCAGGUGUUUCCAAAUAAUGCAGGAGAUCUACUUGAAACACUACUAGGAGGAGCAAGUUUUAGUGCGAGAUGUACUGGAAUUUUGGGUGUUCCCGAUUUCAUUUUAUGCACUAAUAAUCCCACAGCAGGCAAGAUGCCUGUGGAGGUUAAAAUACGUCACAAUUUGAGAAAAAAAAUCUUAUCUCAGGCGUUUGGCGAAAUGGCUUGCAAUGGUCUUCAUUUUGGCAUUUUGACAAACUAUUCUGAUACAUACUUUCUCAAACGACUGGAAAAUGAACUAAACAACCUAUAUGUUUCUCAUGUUGUUCAUCCUGAUAGUACCAAUCCAACUUUACGCGACUCAAAGAAGAGGAAGAGUUCUUCAAAGCAGAUCGGUAGCAGGAAGAGAGAAAUCGCAUCAUCUUCCAAAGAAAUCACUACAAUAGGUGAAUACAUAGAUAGCGGAACCUUUGGAAAGGUUUUUUCUGGCUAUUAUUAUGGUCAACUUGUGGCAUGGAAGACUUGUAAUGCGUAUAAAGAGCAAGAAGCAACGAAAAUGCUAAAACAUGAAGCUCAUAUUUACUCUAUUUUAAAAGAAUGUCAAGGUCGUGCUGUUUCACGUUUGUUCUAUAAAGGUUACAUUUAUGACGGAUAUCUUUUUGCAUUAGUAUUGCAAUUAAUUGAGAACGCCCAUCACAUUGAUCUGGAAAGACUCACUAAAGAGGAAAAAAAAUUAAUAAUUAAUCAGCUCAAGUCAAUACAUAAUUGUGGUGUCCUACACAAUGAUAUCUCAAAGCAAAAUAUUCUAUAUGAACCAAAGAGUCGCCAUUACUUUUUUAUUGAUUUUGGCUUGAGUGAAAUCGUGGAUAAUGAGUCGCCGAAAUUGCGCAAGGAAGAAAGGAGAUUAAAAAGAUUUUUACAACUUUAA
Messenger RNA from Funneliformis caledonium, 1086 nucleotides. NCBI's taxonomy places the organism in Eukaryota, Fungi, Glomeromycota, Glomeromycetes, Glomerales, Glomeraceae. The record is from the annotation of a GenBank genome assembly.